Tribolium madens (black flour beetle) is the source of this 4443-nucleotide messenger RNA. RefSeq names its product protein kinase C-binding protein NELL1-like. Gene Ontology annotation, molecular function: calcium ion binding; protein binding. Bases 363 to 3137 code for a protein of 924 amino acids. The record is from RefSeq and is a predicted model, not a curated record. Lineage: Eukaryota; Metazoa; Arthropoda; Insecta; Coleoptera; Tenebrionidae. The transcript has 13 exons.
UGAAGUCCAGUCUCGCCCCGAUUGGCUCCGGUGUCCAGGUGUCGUCCGGCGAAGCCGCCCCCGGUACUUCCGUGGUACCUACGUGUCAAAGUUGUAUCCGCAGUAUCGGACGUCUCGACGCGGGCGCCGGCGCGGACAGCCGUCCACAUCCUUCGGCAGCGAACUGAGCUCACAGCUCAGUCUCUGACGGUCUUUCGGUGAGAAGUAGCGUCGCGCGAUAUCCUGCUGCCUAGUGCUGACCAUGUGUAUUGCUGGCGGCUACCUCCGCUCGUGAUCACCACCCUUCUAGUGCUGUGACGGCUCCCGUCAUGGGCCGCCUUCCCAAGGGCUGACAAUUCUGUGAGGGGCCGCGGAGAGAGGCCAUGGCCUGCUGCUUAGUCGCGGCUUGGACCACCCUGCUGUGGCUUGCCUCAGCUACCGGUUUGGACCCUUCGGGUCUACUGUCGUCUGCCACGUCUCCAGAUCAAUCAAUCGACCUCCUGGGUGCCUUGGGUUCACACAACAGUAGUUGGGCAGGCGUUACACUGGCGCAAGGACCUCAGCAAAUUCGGCCGGCUUACUAUUUGCAAGGAGACUACCGGGACCUGAAGCUGCCGGCCGCCGCUUUUCAGCAGGUGUCGGACCUGCUGCGUCGCAGUCCCGAGUUCACGAUUGCGGCGUGGCUUCGCCAAGAAGUGGGCAACACGGGUAGCAUAGUGAGUUUCGCACACGGCUUAAACAGAUACUUAGAACUGCAAUCGAGCGGCCGGAAAAACGAAAUCCGGCUGCAUUAUACCUCGCGGGUGGACUCUAAAGUGUACGUGGAAACGUUCCAUUACAGACUCGCGGACAAUCUGUGGCAUCAUGUGGCUGUGUCGGUGAGUGGUUCGCAGGCAGAACUGCUAGUGGAUUGCCAUCCGCUCUAUAAAAGACUCUUGAGACCCGGUGCGCCGGACCGGAACUUCACCGAACCUCAACAGCUCUGGCUAGGCCAGAGAAACAAGCAUUACCACUUUAAGGGAGCCAUGCAGGACGUUCGUCUGAUAGGAGGUCCCCACGGUUAUCUGUCGCUGUGCCCGAGCCUGGACUCGACGUGCCCCACAUGUGGCCAGUUCUCGUUGCUGCAGAACACCGUUCAGGAGCUGACAAGGCAUCUUCAGGAACUUUCCGAAAGGUUGGUAGCAGCAGAGGGACGUAUCAGUAAAGUGGAGGAAUGUGACUGUCAGAAAUCGUGCCACGUCAACGGGACGGUGCAUGCGGACGGCGCCACGUGGCAACGGGGCUGUGAUUUAUGCGCUUGCGUGCACGGAGAAGUUCAAUGUCGGCCCGUCGAGUGUCCGGAGCUGCCCUGCAAACAUCCAGUCAACAUCAGCGGAGAGUGUUGCCAAAGUUGUCUUAGACAUUGUCUAUUUUAUGGUGCUUUUUACGACCAUGGAGAGCUAGUGACCAUCAAGAAGUGUGUAGAGUGUGAAUGUCAAGACGGCAGCAUGCAGUGUACGAGAAUAGAUCCCGAAACGAUGUGCCCCAAGCUCACGUGUCCUCCAGACGAACAAUUUAGCGUCGCAGAUAACUGCUGCAAGUUUUGCCCAGGUGUUGACUAUUGUGCAAAAGGGCAUGUUUGCCAUGCUAACGCAACCUGCCUCAACUUACAAACUACUUACGCUUGUCAGUGCGACCAAGGCUUUCAAGGGGAUGGACGAUUGUGCACUGAUAUCAACGAGUGCAAGCAAGAAGGCGGCCUCGAAGGUCAUCACUGCCAUCAAAAUACGCGUUGUGUCAACACCCCCGGAUCUUACACCUGCGAAUGCCUCGCCGGUUAUCGAAGAGUGGACAAAUUCAACUGCGCGGAAUUGGACGAGUGCAGCUCAGGUGAACACAACUGCGACAUCAACGCCGAUUGUAUCAACACCCAAGGCAGUUAUCAUUGCGUUUGUAAGGAAGGAUACACAGGAGACGGCUACAACUGCCAACCUGUUUGUAACCAAAGUUGUCUCAAUGGUGGAAUCUGCAGGAGUCCGGGCAAAUGCGCUUGUCCUAACGGCUACACUGGCUCCAGUUGCGAGCGAGAUUUGGACGAAUGCGCUACCAACGCCCAUCGAUGUACUGAAGCUUCAGUUUGUGUCAACAUGAUUGGUUGGUACUACUGUAAAUGUAAAGAGGGCUACCAGAGCCCCGUCUCAGACAAUAAUUUAGGAACUUUAUGCCAAGAUAUCGACGAAUGUGUGGACGAAUUGCACACUUGUCACCCGACUGCUCAAUGCGUGAAUCUCAACGGAGGCUUUCGAUGCGAAUGUCCUCCAGGAAAAGAAGACUGUCGCUUAAGCUGCAUGUUUGAAGGCACGGAACUGGCCCACGGCUUAUCUUUAUCGCCUCAGAAAGAUCCUUGCCAAACUUGCACUUGCAACCACGGAGUAAUUACCUGCGACAAGCCUCACUGCAACUGCUCCCUUCCUGGGAGUAGCCAAAAUCCGUGUUGUCCCCAAUGUGACAAGAAGCACGCUUGCAAGCACCAAGAGCUCACCGAUGUUAUCCUCAUGCACGGCGAGCAGUGGUCGUACCAAUGCCAGACUUGCGAGUGUCUCUACGGAGAAGUUGACUGCUGGGAGAUGAAAUGUCCGCCGUUAUUAUGUGACAAUCCUGUUCAAGCCAUCGGGGAUUGUUGUCCCCACUGCGACGACUUGUGUCCGUUGGGAAACGCGUCUACGUGGGGACAACCGUGCACUUUCGCGGGCAGAAUGUAUGAAUCGGGGGCGCAAUUUGCCGAUCCUAAUGAUCCCUGCGUCUCCUGCAACUGCAAGGUGCCGUUCUGCGCGGAACUGGUGAGCAAUGUCGCGUGUUGUGUGCAUCGGACGGAGUGCUUUGCUGCAGUUAUAAUUACCAUUGCGGUAACGAUACGCACGCAGUGGGCUUUGACGGAGUGGUGGCCACCAAAGCCGGUGCGAAGGGACACUCUGGUGGUGGCGCCGAAACGGCAAUCAGUGACUUUACUAAACAAUAUAGUGCAGCUCUUCGAGUGGCUAAUAGUAGUGCUGGGGUCGUCUACGUCAGUGACUCGAUGGGGGGCAACAAGACUGAACAAACGCCGCCAGGGGGCUGAAAAGCUCCACUCGAGGACCGGUCUAACAUUCCUGGACACUUGCGAGCCACUUGUGCAAUAGCCUACGGCCACUAUGAGUGUUCUGUCUGCCGAGCUAGGCUGCUUGCUAGGCCUCAUCCCAAGUGUCUUCCUAGUACCGUAGCCAGGUUUCAGCCUAGGCUUCGCCAGCUUUACAUUUGUUAUGAUGAUGUUACACUAAACACAAUCAAAUACGGAUGCUGGACUACUAGAAUGUAGCAACUCUAACCCCGUUCAAGUAUUCACAUUCGGCGCCUAACUGAUGUUAUAUAUCAAAAGAUGUAUAUUUAUCAAAGUUUAAUAUCAAAAGAACUAUAUUAUAUUAUAGUACAAUCACAAUCGUUUUAAGCGCAAGUUGUAGCAUAAUUAUUAUAAAAUUGUUCGAAUUUUAUGGCUUUUGCUUUGAAGUGCGUUUUAAACACAGGUGUCAGCAUUUUAGUAGUCCGUUCAGUAAUGUCUGUUUCUGUUUCUUGAGCAUAAUUACCAAAACUCUAGUCAAAUGAACGAUGGGCUUGCUAGAAUUGUACUACGCAAGCUUUACAUAUUAACAUCUAAAUUAAGUAAUGGAAGCAUAUCUAGCUACUUAAAAUUAUUGCAAUAUUAAAAUUGUGAUAUUGUUAAAUGAGACUAAUAAUUAAUGUAACUUUUCCAUUAAAUGUAAAUUAGUUCCUGCGACAUGUGCGCUGUAUAGCGCUCCAACAAUUUGGGGUGUUACUUUUGAGCAAAUAUUAAAUAUUAAAGAAAAAACAUGUACUUAGCACAAAGUAAAUAUUACGAUAAGAUAGUCUAAUCAAACACCAUCAAAUUUUUAAUAGUAUAAAAUUAAUUAUACCGCUGAACAACGAACUGUUUAGCUGUUCUUGAUUUGUAACAAUAUUCACUAGAUAGGUAACUUGUAAAUUAUUUAAUGCUCAUUAUUUACUUAUAUAGCGCAGUACCUAUUUUGUCGAUAUUUUUUUUACCAAAGAUGUCACUGUUGUACAUAAAAUAUGAUUGCAGAAGUAAUGUACUUUUAGAAAAAUGAAAAAUAGUUGAGAGUAUUAUUGAGCUAAAGUUUUUCAAGUAAAGCACAUACUCUUUGUCACAUCUCAGUAUUUUUUUCUUUACAUCAAUUAAUGCAGUGCAAACGAAUCUCAUCAUUAUGAUCAUUGGCUUCAAAGUUACAUUCUUAAGCAAAAUAAGCUGUAAUUUUCAUUUAGUUUGUUACAAAGUUACUAAAACAUAACUACCGACUAUUAUGUAUAUUUCGAGAUUUAUAUUUAUUUACAAAACAUGUUAUUAUUGUACAAACGUCGCCAUAAUCCUUCUGUUCUAAAGAAUGUGUGCCAAUCAUUAUUACAAAUAAAGUA